AUGGCCUCCGUCGCCUGCUUCGUCCCGCCCAUGUCCGCAAACAUAUACUACCCGGUCCUGGCCCCCAUCGCAGACGACCUCCACGUCUCCGUCGCCCUUGUCAACCUCACAGUCACCUCCUACAUGGUCCUCCAGGCCAUCUCCCCGACGCUCUUUGGCGAUUUCGGCGACAUGGCCGGCCGUCGCCCGGCCUUCCUCGUCGCCUUCAGCAUUUACCUCGUCGCCUGCGUCGGACUCGCCCUGCAGCGCGACUACGCCGCCCUCCUCGUCCUCCGCAUGUUGCAGAGCGGCGGGAGCAGCGGCGCCAUUGCGCUGGGGUUCGCCAUGGUGGCUGAUAUCUCGGUCAGCUCGGAACGGGGCAAGUAUAUGGGCAUCGUCGGCGCGGGUAUCAACGUCGGUCCCACCAUCGGUCCCGUCUUGGGGGGCGUCUUGACGCAGUACUUUGGUUGGGCGUCCAUCUUUUGGUUUUGCGUCGUUCUCAUCAGCCUCUGGCUCAUCCCGUACGCCCUCUUCGUCCCGGAGACCUGUCGAGGCGUCGUGGGCAACGGCUCUGUUCCGCCUCAGCCGUGGAAUCGGCCCCUGAUCGACCUCAUCCGGCGCCACCGUAACCGCAGACACCAAAAUCCCGGUGAUCUUUCUCAGACCGAAUCCAUACCAGCACACCCUCACCGCAAGCUCCGCUUCCCAAACCCAAUCCGCUCCGUCAAAAUAAUCUUUGAAAAAGAAAUGGCCCUCGUUCUCGCCUACAACAGCCUCCUCUAUGUAGCCUUCAUUUGUGUAGCGGCCACCCUCGGCACCCUCUUCCGCGAAAUCUACCACUUCAACGACCUCGAGCUCGGCCUCUGCUACCUCCCAUACGGCGCGGGCUGCGUCGUCGCCAGCCUCGGCCAGGGCUACGUCCUCGACUGGAAUUACCGCCGCAUCGCCUCCCAGAUCGGCUUCGCAAUCGACCGCCGCCGCGGCGACGACCUCCUAAAAUUCCCCAUCGAAAAGGCCCGCCUGCAGCCCGUCUACCCGGCCGUCGCCGUCGGGCUGGCGGCGCUUACGGUGUACGGGUGGGUGCUGCACUUCGAGGUCGGCGGCGUCGCGGCGCCGUUGGUGCUGCAGGGCGUUAUUGGGCUCACCAUCACGGGGUCGUUUAGUGUCAUGAAUACGUUGAUUGUGGAUCUGUUCCCGGACGCGCCUGCGACGGCGACGGCGGCGAAUAACCUUGUGCGGUGCGCCAUGGGCGCCGUCGGGACGGCCGUGAUUGAGUACAUGAUUCGUGGGAUGGGGAGGGGGUGGUCGUUUACGUUCCUGGCUGCCUUGUGUGCCGUCUUGAGCCCGAUGAUGUUUUUGAUAGCGAAGAAGGGUCCCGUGUGGAGGAAUGCAAGGCGGAUGAGGGAGGAGGCGUCAUGA
Molecule: messenger RNA, 1398 nt
Organism: Colletotrichum acutatum
Lineage: Eukaryota; Fungi; Ascomycota; Sordariomycetes; Glomerellales; Glomerellaceae
Product: major facilitator superfamily transporter
Exons: 1
Coding region: 1-1398 (465 amino acids)
Biological process (GO): transmembrane transport
Cellular component (GO): plasma membrane
Molecular function (GO): transmembrane transporter activity
Source: RefSeq, a predicted model, not a curated record